GAUGCUGAUUUUAUAGCGACAUUGGGAUACAAGCAAGAGCUUCGACGACAUUAUUCGACAACUCAGGUGUUUGCCGUUGCGUUUAGUAUCAUGGGUCUAUUACCAUCGAUUGCCUCUACAUUGUCGUUUUCGAUGCCUGCAGGGCCCGUGGGAAUGGUUUGGGUAUUUGACACUAUGGUUCUUCAUGCUGAUUUGGCAUCUGCAAUGCCUACAUCAGGCGGUUUGUAUUUUUGGACUCAUUACUUCAGUGGAGAGAAAUGGAAGAACCCUUUGAGUUUUGUCGUCGGGUACAGCAAUACUAUAGGUCUGGUCGGUGGUGUAUGCUCGAUUGAUUAUGGAUUCGCUACUAUGCUACUCUCACUUAUCUUCAUCGCACGGGAUGGUAACUGGUCGGCCUCUCGAGGAGUUUUAUACGGUACAUAUGCGGCCUGUGUCAUUACUCACGGUCUCAUUGCCACAUUCUUUGCGCGCAUCAUGCCUAAGAUCCAAUCAGCCUGUAUCGUGAGCAAUGUCGGUCUCGUCCUAGCGACUGUCAUCGCCCUACCGAUUGGCAAGGCGAUGAACAACCCCCCGGUCAACCCAGGAGCUUAUGUCUUCGGACACCUGGAUAACCUGACCACCUGGCCAACCGGCUGGGCAUUUAUGUUGGCCUGGCUGUCGCCUAUCUGGACGAUUGGCGCAUUCGACUCUUGCGUGCACAUGAGCGAGGAGGCAACACAUGCCGCCCGUGCUGUCCCGCUUGGAAUUAUCUGGUCAACGGGGAUGUGUGGGGUUUUAGGGUUUGUUUCUCUUAUAAUCAUUGCAGCGGUGGUGGAUACGGAUAUAUCAGCUGUGCUUGAUUCGAAGUUCGGUCAGCCGAUGGCCCAGAUUUACUAUGAUUCCCUUGGAAAAAACGGUGCCCUUGGUUUCAUGGCAGUAGUGGCAAUUGUGCAAUUCUUCAUGGGUUUGAGCCUGGUAAUCGCCGCCUCUCGACAAAGUUGGGCCUUUUCCCGAGAUGGGGGACUCCCAUUUUCCUCAUUCUUCCGACAUGUCAGUAAACGCAUUCUAUUCCAACCAGUACGCAUGAUCUGGGGUGUAGUCGUCAUCGCCAUUGUCUUGGGUCUACUCUGCUUGAUCGACGAAGCAGCCUCCAACGCCCUCUUCUCUCUCGCAGUAGCAGGUAACAAUCUCGCAUGGAUGAUGCCGAUCCUCUCGCGACUCGUCUGGGGUAAAGAGCGGUUCCAGCCUGGUGAGUUUUACACGGGGCGGCUUAGCAAACCCAUCGCGAUCACUGCUGUUGUGUAUUUGAAUUAUGUGAUUGUUUUGAGUAUGUUCCCGACUACGGGGCCGAGUCCUACUCCGCAAAAUAUGAACUAUACGGUGGUUAUCAACGGUGCACUCUGGCUAGGGGCAUUGUUGUACUACGUUCUCUAUGCACGAAAAUUCUACAACGGCCCCAAGACCACGACGGGAGAGUCUACGUCAUCAAGUCCAUCUGAGACCUAUCUACAUGGUGGUAAAGAUGUACCAGGUAAAGAGGUAUGA
This is a messenger RNA of Aspergillus wentii DTO 134E9, 1524 nucleotides long. Its product is annotated as putative GABA permease. Gene Ontology annotation, cellular component: membrane. Gene Ontology annotation, molecular function: transmembrane transporter activity. The annotation marks the transcript as partial. Lineage: Eukaryota; Fungi; Ascomycota; Eurotiomycetes; Eurotiales; Aspergillaceae. Gene Ontology annotation, biological process: transmembrane transport. The record is from RefSeq and is a predicted model, not a curated record. The transcript is spliced from 6 exons.